AUGGUUUACCCGAUGAUCCAGUAUUGGCUCAUUCGGAGGGUGCCAAUUCCCGAUUCCUAUACGUCCUAUGCGUCGAGUGAGGCAGUUACCGCAAGUGAUGAAUCAGCUGCUACCGUGGAAUCCUCGCCCGGAAGCUCAAGCUCCCCCAAUGCCUUUAAUCGAUUGUACCGGCUCUCUUUUCGUCGAAUCGUAACCGGCGUCUCGUUGAAUUGGACGUAG
This is a messenger RNA of Prunus armeniaca (apricot), 219 nucleotides long. Lineage: Eukaryota; Viridiplantae; Streptophyta; Magnoliopsida; Rosales; Rosaceae. The record is from the annotation of a GenBank genome assembly.